GAGAAACGACGGUAAUUUGUUUAAGGAUGUAGGCACGGGUUUGAAGGAACAUGGGGUUUUAUCAGAGGUGGCGGCAGCUGCGGUUCCCAGGCUUGCAAACCUGCGGGCUACACACGGCAGCUGUGCCGACCCCUCCACACUGGUUGGCAGAGCGGCUUGGCCUUUUUGAGGAGCUAUGGACUGCUCAAGUAAAGAGGUUAGCAAGCAUGGCACAGAAGGAACACCGGACUAUUAAGAUAUCACUCCCUGGAGGCCAGAAAGUGGAGGCUGUGGCAUGGAACACAACCCCUUACCAACUAGCCCAGCAGAUCAGUUCAACACUGGCAGAUACUGCAGUGGCUGCUCAGGUGAAUGGAGAACUUUAUGAUCUGGAGCGGCCCUUGGAGACAGAUUCUGACCUCAGGUUUCUGACAUUCAAUUCUGCAGAGGGCAAAGCAGUGUUCUGGCACUCCAGCACCCAUGUCCUGGGGGCAGCAGCUGAACAACUCCUUGGUGCCGUCCUCUGCCGAGGUCCAAGUACAGAAUGUGGCUUCUACCAUGAUUUCUUCCUGGGAAAGGAGCGGACAGUCCGGGGCUCAGAGCUGCCUGCUUUGGAGCGGAUUUGCCAGGAACUUGCAGCUGCUGCUCAACCGUUCCGGAGGUUAGAGGUGUCUCAGGAUCAGCUUCGCCAGCUAUUCAAGGAUAACCCCUUUAAGCUUCGCCUGAUUGAGGAGAAAGUGACAGGUCCAACAGCAACAGUAUAUGGGUGUGGCAUGCUGGUUGAUCUUUGCCGGGGCCCCCAUCUUCGGCAUACUGGACAGAUUGGAGGACUGAAGCUGCUAACGAACUCCUCAUCCCUGUGGAGGUCCUCGGGUGCCUCAGAGACACUGCAGCGAGUAUCAGGGAUCUCCUUCCCCACCGCAAAGGAGCUGAGGGCCUGGGAAGAAUGGAAGGAGGAAGCGGAGUUACGGGACCACCGGCGCAUUGGGAAGGCACAGGAGCUCUUCUUCUUCCAUGAACUGAGCCCUGGAAGCUGCUUCUUCCUGCCUCGAGGGACAAGGGUGUAUAACGCACUGGUGGCUUUUAUCAGGGCCGAGUACACCCGCCGUGGUUUCUCAGAAGUGAAGAGCCCCACGCUGUUUUCUACGAAACUCUGGGAGCUGUCAGGACACUGGGAACAUUAUCAGGAAGACAUGUUUACCCUACAGCCCCCAGGCUCUGACGGGCCCGCCAGCUCCCCGAGUGACCACUCUACUAGCCAUCCCACAGAUACACUUGCCCUCAAGCCCAUGAACUGCCCUGCGCACUGCCUGAUGUUCGCUCACCGGCCCAGAUCCUGGCGAGAGCUGCCCCUGCGACUGGCAGACUUUGGGGCCCUGCACCGGGCCGAGGCCUCUGGCAGUCUGGGGGGACUGACCCGGCUGCGGUGUUUCCAGCAGGAUGACGCGCACGUCUUCUGUGCACCGGACCAGCUUGAAGCAGAGAUCCGAGGCUGUCUUGAUUUCCUCCGUUCUGUCUAUGCCGUCCUUGGCUUCUCGUUCCGCCUGGCACUAUCCACCCGACCGUCUGGCUUCCUGGGAGAGCCUUGCCUUUGGGACCAAGCUGAACAGGUCCUUCAGCAGGCCCUGGAAGAAUUUGGAGAACCCUGGGACCUCAGCCCUGGAGAUGGUGCAUUCUAUGGGCCUAAGAUUGAUGUGCACCUCCAUGAUGCCCUGAGUCGGCCCCAUCAGUGUGGGACAAUCCAGCUUGACUUCCAACUGCCCCUGAGAUUUGACCUCCAGUACAAGGGGCAGGCGGGAGUUCCGGAGCGUCCAGUCCUCAUUCACCGAGCAGUGCUAGGUUCUGUGGAAAGGAUGUUGGGAGUGCUGGCGGAAAGCUGUGGAGGAAAAUGGCCAUUGUGGCUGUCCCCGUUCCAGGUGGUGGUCAUCCCUGUGCAAACUGAACAAGAGGAAUAUGCCAGGGAGGUACAGCAGAGGCUGCAGGCUGCAGGGCUGGUCUGUGACCUGGAUGCCGACUCAGGCCUGACCCUCAGCCGAAGGGUCCGCCGGGCUCAGCUCUCCCACUACAACUUUCAGUUCGUGGUUGGCCAGAGAGAGCAGAGUAAGAGAACGGUGAACGUUCGGACUCGAGAUAACCACCGACUCGGGGAGCGGGACUUGACUGAGGCUGUGCAACGGCUGCUGGAGCUCCAGAACACCAGGGUCCCAGAUGCUGAGGAAGUGUUCUGAGCUUUUGUGUACAGAUGCGGCAGGAGCCGCCAGCCUCCCUUCAUGUGGGAGACCUUGACCUGACUGCCAGAGUCUGGAGGCCCCCAGACCCUUCAGAAUUCAUGUGGAGGCAUGAGUUUGCUCUCCUGGAAAGACAUUUGAUCCGGGGGAAGCUGUAGCUCUUUGGAUGUGAGGAGAGUGAAAGUAUAAAGAAUAAACUUGAAGCUCUCGGGUA
Molecule: messenger RNA, 2421 nt
Organism: Odobenus rosmarus divergens (Pacific walrus)
Lineage: Eukaryota; Metazoa; Chordata; Mammalia; Carnivora; Odobenidae
Gene: TARS2
Product: threonyl-tRNA synthetase 2, mitochondrial (putative)
Exons: 18
Coding region: 51-2207 (718 amino acids)
Biological process (GO): threonyl-tRNA aminoacylation
Cellular component (GO): cytoplasm; mitochondrion
Molecular function (GO): threonine-tRNA ligase activity; ATP binding
Source: RefSeq, a predicted model, not a curated record